Molecule: messenger RNA, 3983 nt
Organism: Brassica napus (rape)
Lineage: Eukaryota; Viridiplantae; Streptophyta; Magnoliopsida; Brassicales; Brassicaceae
Product: GDSL esterase/lipase At4g10955
Exons: 3
Coding region: 2122-3228 (368 amino acids)
Biological process (GO): lipid metabolic process
Source: RefSeq, a predicted model, not a curated record
AUUUGUAGGUUGUAGACCAAGAGACGGCAGAACUUCUCAAUACUGAAGCUACACCACUGAAUCUUAUAUUAAUCAUAGAGGAAGAGCGACGAGAAUAUACCAGUGACGACACAAACAUAGAAAUCGCACGCCUUAAAAGAAAUGCAUAGUCAAAAUCCACAUCUAAAAGACCUUACCGAAGACAUGAAUCAUGCUCUUUCAAACCAUGUCGCAGGAACAAACCAACUCCAUCAAGUCAAGGAAAUAAAAUUAUCUAUCUUCACUGGACCAUGAAAAACAGAGAUCUAUAAAAAUUGGUUGGUUUUGAGCUUUCAUAGAUGACUCAAAGAAACAACCAGACUGAAGGCCUUCACACAAAUCUCAAAAAAAAUUCGAACACCUUGAACUGAAUGCGCCACCUCCCUCGAAUUUCCUCCACAGUGAACAUAACUACGGAAAAUUGUGCCAGUAGUAACACACCUUGAUGCAGAGCCAGGCUCAUGUUGGGAUGCUUUGGUCUUAGACCAAGAUGAAGACAACCAAAAACAAAAGAAAUGAGCACAAGCAGGAAGAGAAAAGGACACACAAUUAGAGAUAAAACAUGAAGAAACAAGCUCGAGAGGCCACCAUCGAAUCGCCUAAACCCGCUUCAUCAAAUUUGAUGAAAGAAGUAGCCAACCACACCAGACCGGCAUAACCUGCACCGCGCACCAGAAAACAGAUUUGAAACCAGUGAAGCAUCUCAGGCUAAACAUCAGAACCAUAUCUCUACAAACAUACCUCCAAAUGCAUUGAUCGCCUCUGUUCAGCACAUUCGACCAAAGAAUAGACAGUAAAGACCCUGUCACGACAUCGACGAGGCUUAACGAAUGCCAGAGAGGAUAGACACAAGGAUCUCUUUUUCUUUCCUUCGACAAGGGCGCUAGGGUUUUGCAUAAAGGAAAAAGUUAAAGUUUCAGGGACAAAAGUAAAUAGUUUAUUCUUUAUAUAUGAUAAUGACUUUAUUAAUGUAAUUUCACGGUCUGAAAGACUAAUUUAAUCGUAGCCUAGUGAUUAAAGUUUAAAUGCUUCUACAUCCAGGUACGGGGUUCGAAUCAUAUGUUAUGCAAUUUCUUAUAGAUUGUAUAUUAUAGGAGGUCCAAGUUUCAAUUUCCAGAGAAAAUGAUUUAUUAAAAAAUUAUGUAGAUCUUUAUAGGACAGGUCAGGUGCAUGUGCAGUUAGGCGUAUAUCCUCAUAAGACAUGUAGUAUUGUCAGUUGCCAAAUCGUCUAUAUAAUUUUUUUUAUAAUUGUAAUAUCAUAAUAAAUCAACCUUAAAAAAAGAAAGACUAAUUCAAUCGAUGUACCGUACACUUCUUAAGUAUGUUUUUAAUUGGUAAUUCGUAGAAAUUUUGGCAAUUUGUACAUAAAUAAGCAGUUAAUACGGUCUAUUGUCAGUUUUGAAUGGAUCAAUGUCUCCGGAUCCAAAAAGUCUUCUUAUUUUCAGCCUCUUAUAAAUAUCAUAAGAUAAUUUAUCUCAUGAGUGUAACAAUUCCUUAGUUCGUUUGUUGAAUUCUUCUUAAACUAAAAAAACAGUUUAGGUUAGUUACUUAGUUCUCAAUAUUCUUGCAUGUAUUGCUGUUGCACUCUUCAUUCUGUUUCCUAUACUGCUUUUGUUUUGUUUACUUUAUUUCACCUGCUUCGAUUAAAUUUGAUACUGAUUGACCUGAAAGACUACGGAAAAGUGUAUGUUUCCACCUAUUUUUCCAUUUUCAAACCAAAAAUCUCUGCAUUUGUAAAUAGUAAAUACUGACUAAUAGUUAUGCCUAAGCCAACAAAGAGUUCGUACAAUGAAUUUAUAAUAUGUCGUUUGAAAACACAUAAGUAUACCUUUUUCUGCUGUAACUUUAAUUUUUAGUAGCCUGAGGUCUAUUCUCAAAAAGUGAAAAUCAGAUUAAUUUACACAAAAUGGUUUCUCCGUUUGUUUUUAAUAAAUUCCUGCAAUAACUUUUUCAAAGAAAAAUAAAUGUUUGUAAAGAUGAUAUAUGUAAUAUGUAAAUACCAAAUAUCUAAUCUGUAGUACAUUUCAUUUUAUUAGUUCUUCACCGUUUAAUGCUAAAUUAGUUUGAUUACUAAUUGGCGAUGUUAUAGGAAGAAGACAAAAAAUGGGAGGAGGGGCGAGGGGGACCCCAGACAGCGAGAUCUUCAGCAUUUCUGGCCCCUCACAUCUUACCUCUAUUGAUUGGACUGACUCGUACCAUCGAACUUCAGUGGCAGCAAGUUUGGUAAAAGGAGUUUACACAUUGGAACGGGACAGGCAAGAGAAACUGAUAGGUUCGAAAUCAAGAGCCAAGCCUUGGUGGGACUUUUUCCACUUCACUUUACUCGAAAUCUUAAUCGACCAACAAGAGGACUGCAUAUACGGUGCAGUUUUCGAAUACGCGCUAUUCAAUCUUUACCAAAAUGCCCCUGGUGUGAAAUUACCUCCGCGUUAUGUGAUUGCGUUCCGUGGUACGAACCUAGGAGCCGAAACCUUGGUGGGUGAUGUGAAACUUGACCUCCGAUGCGGCUUUAACACCCUCCAUAGAGCCGCCAGGCUUGAGCACGCUAUAGAAGCAAUCAAAACUAUGGUGGUCAAAUACCGGGAACCAGCUAUGUGGCUCGUUGGACACUCUUUGGGAGCCGGACUAGCCUUGGUGGCUGGAAAGUCCAUGGUAAAAGAUGGCACCCUCCUCGAGGCUCACAUAUUUAACCCGCCUAUCUCGUCUAUUCCUUUAGAGAAGCUACUUCGGAGCAAGAGGCUUAAAGGUAUGUGUCGGAUCGCCGGGAGUGUCGUCAAAGCCACCCUAGCCAUGGUCUUGAAGGAUCUUCAGGUUCAAGAAGACGAUCCAAAGAUAGCAUCGUGGAUACCUUAUUUAUAUGUGAACGCAGAAGAUCCAAUUUGUUCAGAAUACAUUGGUUACUUCAAACACAAAACCGUCAUGUAUAUGAUCGGUGCGAGCAAAAUCGAGAGAAUCGGUUCGAGAAGCUCACUUAGGAGGAGUCUAUGGGUCGGAAAAAGAGGAACAUCAUCAUCGUCGGAUUUGUCAACUGAACCUAUUCACCUUCUUCCAUCAGCCAAUAUGACGGUAAACAGGAACAAACCGACUAAGUCUAAGUCAGCUCACGGGCUUCACCAAUGGUGGGAGCAAGACUCGGCCCUGAGGGCAAAUUGGGAAAUCUGCUGCGUUAGGCCCUGCUCUGAAGAAAAAUCGGUAAAACUGUUGAAUUAGUCUCUGUAUUGGGUUUUAAAUGGCUCGACGACUAGUAUAUCUACCCCGAACUCAGAACCCUUUAUCUAUCUUUGUACAUUUUGUCUUCUUCUUUUUUCCAUUUCAUAUGUCUUUCUUUCUCAUGUCUUGUUUUUAAUGUGUUUGAAUAUUUGUCCAUGUAAUUGUUAAUAAUUGUUUUCUUGAAUCUAUACUUAUGUCUACAGAACAAAUUAAAGAUAAUAUAAUGCUACAUUCGUAUGAUAAGUAAUUAAUCAAAACAUACCAUUUAGCCAUCGCUGUCAAGGGUUGCCACCAUCACAACAAUGUAUCCUAUCCAUUUUAAAUUAAAUGUAAUGUGCAGCUCAUUAGUUUGUUUUAGUGCCGUGUCAUAAUCGAGAUCCAACCCCUUAUAGUGCAUGCAUGUUGCUGACAUUUCUUACUAGUAUGUCUUAGUGCCUUGUGUUACAAUCCAGAUUCUACCGUUGUAAUGCAUCCACACUGGCAUUAGAUAAGAAACAACGAAAUAGAGGAUGUAUAUAGUUCACUUUUUAUAUAUAUUUUUGCAAUGGGAAGAAAGCUCUUCUGAACAUUAUUCAUCUUGCCGAUUAUAUUUUAUUUCUAUUUGAUUUACAGAAAUAAAAUCAAAACUAGACUUCAUCCGUGCAUGCAGGUGUUAUUUUAAUUUGAUUUAUAUAACGUUUAUAAUUGUUUUCAGUUACACAUUUCUAUAUGUUUGACCUUGUUCAUAAUGUAUUGUUGUUAGAUUUAUAAAUACU